CAUUUCAUCAACAAUUUUCUCCAUCUUCAUCAUAUCAUAAACAAAAACAGUCGAUAACAUUCCUACAUACAAAAAUGGAACAAAAUCUACCGGUUUUGCCCAAGAAAGUUUGGAAUCUGGUUCGUGUGGUUUACUUCAUGCUGCGAAAAGGCAUAUCCAAGAGAAAGUUGUUGCUGGACCUCAACAUGAUGAUAAAGCGUGGGAAGAUCGCCGGAAAAGCCUUACAGAACCUUAUGUUCCACCACCAUAACAACCGGGCAUCUUUCACCACCAACCACCGAUCCCACGACGUCUCUUUCCCUUCAACUCCGCUAGGUGAAUAUGAGUUCAGCUGCAGCAACAGCCCUGCGCUCACUAGUAACCACCCUUUCUCUCUAUUUUCAUUCCACAAGAAACAUCACUCCAACAGCAAACCAUCGAAGGAUCAUCUUGAUAUGAUGGCUGUUAACGCUGUGUUUAAAGCCAUGGAGAUGAUUCACAGCGACAAUUCCUCACCGGCGCUUCCAGGGUUUGGGAGUACACCGAUGGUUAGGCAGCUGAGGGUAACCGACUCUCCGUUUCCGUUAAGUAGUGUGGACGAGGACAACCAGGUGAAUGACGCGGCUGAGCAGUUCAUUAGCCGGUUCUACCAUGACUUGCGGGUGCAGAAUACGAAUGCGUCGUUUGGAUCAUCGUGAAUUAACAGAUACCUUAGGGUUUUUUUUAAUCAAUUGUUGUGCAAUAUUAUACAGCUUAUUAGUGAAUUUUCGGUAGGACUUCAACUUGUAAAAGUUAAUUGUAAAUGAUUGUGGGAUAUUCAUGGGAUGCGACUGUGAACAUUUGAAAGCUGUUUGCAUUUAUAUGUACACUCUUCGUUAAAUUGGACAAUUGGUCCAUAUGGUUUAUAAAAGAAGUACGAUUCGAGUCCAA
Messenger RNA from Lactuca sativa (garden lettuce), 909 nucleotides. RefSeq lists its product as uncharacterized. The record is from RefSeq and is a predicted model, not a curated record. NCBI's taxonomy places the organism in Eukaryota, Viridiplantae, Streptophyta, Magnoliopsida, Asterales, Asteraceae.